AUGGCUGACAUAUCGCGUGAGAAGGAGGAUGAGUUGGCGUCUAAGAUACUGGAGCGUGCGCAAUUGGCGCAGAUGCGGAGACAGCUGAAAAUUGGGCUGAGUAAAGUGCCUAGUGAGACGCGUGAUGAUGAGCAAUAUGAAGAGAACCAUACGAAGGCGGAUAUAACAGAUGAUUCUACUGAUAACUACACUUUAGGGAGUGCUUAUAGUGCUACACCAAGAUCGAGAGCCAGUAUGGUGAGUCCCAGAAAGAGACAAUCUGGUGAUCCACGAGAAAUGAGUGCUAUAAUGAAUGCCUCACCUCUGAAAAAAGUGCUGCUCGAUGGCAUAAAGGAUGGUGAGUCUAGCGAAAAUGUAAGUCCUGUUUCCAGAAGAUUUGUGAGACCUUCUACUCCGCCAAAGACUGCCUCUAGACCAGCGUCUGUACAUAUACCACAGAAAUCAAGCUAUGAUAACCGGACUCCUACAACACCAAAAUUAACUAACGCACACACGGCUUUCACAAAUAGUCUCAACUCAGCUGAGAAAAAUGCAAUGACUAAGGCAGACACUGCCACAUUAACUAAAGUACCUAGUACGCCUAAACGUGGUAAUUCCUCUCAAAAGAAGCAAGCUGGUGUUAACAAGAAUAAUACAGACGAUAGCACUGGUGCUGAUUUAUUGAUGUACCUUGCUACUAGUCCGUACUCUUCAGCUAGAGCUCACAAUACAACUUACAAUAGAAAGAACUCAGUGUCAUCCGUGACUAAGGUUCCUACAACACCAUAUACAUCACUAUACAUGUCUCAUUCACAUACUCAAGAGAUGAAUGACGAUGCCGUACGAUUCUCCGCAUUGAAGGCUUCAUUAAACUCUCCUCAAUCUACUUUUAAAGUACCACAUGUUGUUGGCUCCCAAGCCAAUAAUGGUCAAUGGUUCCCUGAUAUUUUGAUGGACUCCCCAUCACUGUAUCUAGGAUCUGCUUUAUCUCCUUCAGCUAAUAAGAAGAAAUUGGCCUCGCCCGGACCCGGGUCUGGUAGUGGGCAUGCGGUCUCCACUCACUUGCCAGUACCUUCUACUCCAUCGCGUGAACUUCACCACCAAACCAAUACAAACUUAUUGAAAACUCCAAAUUUCAAUAUGGGUGAUUAUUUACAGAACAUAUUUAGUCCAUCCCCUCAAGUAUCACUAAAUGACCUUGGAAAUUCCCACAUGACUGAAAUGCAAGCCAAAUCUGCAUUAGCAGUCGGUCCUGUGGAGGGGGGCUCUGUACACUCAUCGCCCACUAGAAUAGCUAGCGACGUUUGA
Molecule: messenger RNA, 1287 nt
Organism: Nakaseomyces glabratus
Lineage: Eukaryota; Fungi; Ascomycota; Saccharomycetes; Saccharomycetales; Saccharomycetaceae
Gene: STB1
Product: Stb1p
Source: RefSeq, a predicted model, not a curated record